AUGGCGUCCGUUAAUGCCAAUGUAAAUUUAACCUCUCAACUCGCAUCGCAUAUCGUUGUACCGCUAACAACGUUUCUAAAUGGCAAUAAUACUUUAUUUUCUGAAAGUCAGCCUUGGAUAUCUGACCUAAGAUGCAGCCAUGCUGCCUUGGAUAGUGACACCAAUUGCGAUAGGUUUAAGUUACACCUUCCCUAUAGCCAGCACACUUUAAUUUGGGAAGUAAUUUUUGAUCGAAGAAGAAACAAUCAGGCACCUGAUUUUAUAUUUGGCGAAGAAGAUAAAGAUUUUAAUCCAGAUUCCGAGAAGCUAGAAGAAAAAUUACUAGGAGCUAAUAGUCGAUUAAGUUUCGAGUGUUCUAAAUUACGAACUAGUAAAGACUUUGACAGCUUUGAAAUUUUGGUAAAAAAGAAAAACACUAAUGGAUAUAACAGUUAUUUUGAGGCUAAUUUUCUUAUCAGAAUCAACUUGAAAAGUGAAUCUUUGCCCCACUUAAAAGCGGAUAAAAUAAAUCGUAUUGGUGAAAAUUUUACGAGAAGAAAAGAACUUAUUGAAUCCUUCAAACAGCAUUUUAACGGGGCGUUACUGGAAUAUGAUAGUGAAAACUAUACAAGCAUAAAUUUGCUGCUCGUUACGAGUGGAUUUUACUUUAUUCUGCAUGUAUCAUUACCAUCCGGAUUUCCACAAAGCAUGCCAGUGCUAAUUAUCCAAUCAGUAUACCAUCGUAUGGGUAUUUUACCUUACAAAGAAACACGUACUUCGUAUCCAUACAGCCCGAGAUGGAGUGGUAAAGAAAUGGUAGAGAGAAUACAAGUUUAUCUUGCGACGAUUAUUGAAGAUUUUAAGACAUCAUCCUUACGUUACGGAAAACUUUAG
Trichoplax adhaerens is the source of this 873-nucleotide messenger RNA. RefSeq lists its product as uncharacterized. Bases 1 to 873 code for a protein of 290 amino acids. Lineage: Eukaryota; Metazoa; Placozoa; Uniplacotomia; Trichoplacea; Trichoplacidae. Gene Ontology annotation, cellular component: BRISC complex; BRCA1-A complex. The record is from RefSeq and is a predicted model, not a curated record. Gene Ontology annotation, biological process: double-strand break repair. The transcript is spliced from 9 exons.